Messenger RNA from Vicugna pacos (alpaca), 5363 nucleotides. The record is from RefSeq and is a predicted model, not a curated record. NCBI's taxonomy places the organism in Eukaryota, Metazoa, Chordata, Mammalia, Artiodactyla, Camelidae.
AUCCCCAGUCUGGAAUCCCAGAGUACAGGGAGGGAAAUAGAAGAAAAUCCCUCGUUUAGGAAUAGCUUUGGGAUUUAAUUAUUGAUAAAAACCUAGUUAAUAAAGACAUUUACUCCUAAUAUUUUUAAUUAAACUUUUUAUCCACACCACCAAUAGGGUAUUAUUUAAUUUUCUCUAUUUGGUUUAUCCUCAAUUUCUAUUUUCUGCUUAACUUUACAAGUUUCCUUUUCUUCAUAUUUUAGUCCAAUGAAGUAUUUCUCACUAGAAUUCCAAUGAGUGAAGUUAGGCUUUGUUGUCAAAGUGGAGAUCACUUACAUUUUUUCCCACUUUAUAGAGGUCUUUAUUGAUUUUGUGUUUACAUUUGAAAUUUCAGUUUUCCUUUUCCUAGAACUUUGUCAAUUAUCUGUCCAUGGGAUCUAGAUAUUUACUAUUUGACAUUUCUAACAUUUUUAUUUCAAAAUUGGUGUUUUUGUUGGUUUGUCAGCUUCAAUUUUCAUUACAGCAAUUUUCUUAAACCAUGUUACUUUUUAAAAUAAUUCCCUUCCCCUGUAUUGGUAUCUGCCUAUUUAAAAUAGAAUAUCCCCAUUGGGUGCUAUAAUAAAUAAAUAUCUAAUCAGUCUUCUCUGAAAAUAACAAGAAACACAAUUGUAAGAUACUGAGUUUGUGUAUGUGUGUUUAAGUUUGGGGACAAAAAAGCAAAAUUUAGGUAUUCUAUAAUAUCACAUAGAAACAUUUAAUAAUUUGUUCCUCUUAAUUCUGUUUGAAGAAAUCAGAGGUCCCCAUUAAGUUUUUAAUGGCCAACACAGUCCCAUUCAGUUGGAAAAAAAAUAAAGAAGUCAUCAGAAAGAGGUCUGUAUUACAUGCUGUGGUGUUUAUAAUCAACCAUUAGUGUUUUUGGCAGUAGCUAGCCUUUUCCCAGUACAAUAGCUUUCAGUUUAAUCUGUAUCCUUUGCUUAUCAUGGAAAAAAUAGUGUCUUUCUAAAUAUAAGGGCUUGAACAAAAUUCUCUGUGAGGCAAAUGUUUUAAUGUUGUUCUUACUUUCAGUGGUAGUUAGGGUGGGCUUUAGUAUGGUCUACUCUUUAUUUUGUGCAGAGAAAUUAGAUCCCACUAAAAUUCAUUAAGAGCAACAUUAAAAUAAAAGUCAGUUUCUUUAAUUCUACAAGUAUUUUCAAGCAAUUGUAAGAAAAAUAAGGAUAUAUGAAAGAAAGAGCAAACUGCAAAGAAUGAGUAAGUUAAAGAGCAGUUUUCAAAUUAUAAGGAUUUAAACGUACUAAAAAUUAUCUCAUAUCCUACUCACUAGAGUUUAUUUAUGCAUGCCUUAAUACAGCAAGUAUUUAGUGAAUGUCUGAUAUGCCAGCCAAUGAGGAAUAAGACAUCAUUUCCAUUCUUAACUAGAUCACAUACUGAAGAAGGGACAGACUAUCAUGAAAUCAGGGAACAAAAAUAGUUACAAGGCAAUUAUGCAAGUUUUUUUUCAGAGCACAGAGGAGAUACAGCCUAAAUGCUUCCUUCUAGAUUAUACAGUGAUUAUUCUACUGAGGCAGUGUAAUUAGGUUUUGAAACAGUUUGUUGAAGAAGGUGUGAAAAGUUUCUUUUGUCAGUUUGGGGGGGUUCCUAGGCCCAAUUUUGGAAAAGUAAAAUCUAUUACUUCGAUGGUCCCAGAGAUCACCAUAAUUUUCCUCUAGGUUCCUCACAGUGCAUAGGAGUAGUGUUGGGAGUCAAAGGCUUAGUACAGAACUAAAUCUAGUACAAUGAAGUGGACAGAGUUAACUGCUAGAAACAUUCUUUUUCCAACUGUUGGAUUUUUAACUUUCCCCCGUGAAGCAGUAAAAAACUUCAACAAUGUGAACAGUUCUCCAACAUUAUGUUUUGUGAAACAAAGAAAAGAAAAAUGAAAUAUUUAAAUGAGCCACUAAAGAACAAAUUUAUAAAUACUUACAACCGCUCAAAUCAGGCACAGCCAUUAGAGUCUGUUGGAAGCCACGCGGUGGCGCUGCAGGCUAAAGAGAUGGGGAGAAAAAACAACUGAGAAUGCUGCGUAAGUCACUAACAAAAAAAAAAAAGAAGAAAGAAAGAUUGCGGCAGGUAGGCUAGAAGAAAAGCUGUAGCGGCUCAAGAUUAGAAAAGGAAAAAUCCCGAGACCCUUGCUCCUACGUGGAUUAGGUCUGGGUUUGCGGCUGCUGUUUCUUAAUGCUGGGAUCUGUGGUUGUGACCAGUAUCGAGGAAAUACUUGUUCAGAAGAAGCUAUGGAGUUUGGAAGGUUGUGCUUCUCAAGACAAAGGCAAGUCCUGUUUCUCUUUCUGUCUUGGGGAGUAUCCUUGGCAGGUUCUGGGUUUGGACGUUAUUCGGUGACAGAGGAAACAGAGAGAGGAUCGUUUGUGGUCAAUCUAGCAAAGGAUCUGGGGCUAGGGGACCGGGAGCUGGUUGCAAGAGGUGCCCGGGUGGUCUCUGAUGAUAACAAACAACACUUGCUCCUGGAUUCUCAGACUGGGGAUUUGCUCACAAAUGAGAAAUUGGACCGGGAGAAGCUGUGUGGGCCCACAGAGCCCUGUAUGCUGUAUUUUCAAAUUUUAAUGGAUAACCCCUUUCAGAUUUACCGGGCUGAGCUGAGGGUAAGGGACAUAAAUGAUCAUUCACCAGUGUUUCAAGACAAAGAGACAGUCUUAAAAAUAUUAGAAAAUACAGCCGAAGGGACUGCAUUUCAGCUAGAAAGAGCACAGGAUUCAGAUGGAGGACUCAAUGGUGUCCAAAAUUAUACCAUCAACCCCAACUCUUUUUUCCAUAUUAAAAUUAGUGACAGUGAUGAAGGCAUAAUAUACCCAGAGCUAGUUUUGGACAGGGUGCUGGAUCGGGAGAAGCAGCAAGAACUCAGCUUAAUACUCACUGCGCUGGAUGGUGGGUCACCACCCAGGUCUGGAACCACCACUAUACGCAUUAUGAUUCUGGACAUCAAUGACAAUGCCCCUCAGUUUUCUCAGGCAAUCUACGAGACCCAGGCUCCAGAGAACAGCCCAGUAGGGUCCCUUAUUGCUAAAGUCUCUGCAGCAGAUGUAGACUCUGGAAUCAAUGCAGACAUAUCCUAUUCAUUUUUUGAUGCUUCCGAAGAUAUUCGAACAACCUUUCAUAUCAAUCCUAUUUCUGGGGAAAUAGUUCUCAGAGUGUUGCUUGAUUAUGAGCUAGUAAAGUCUUAUAAAAUAAAUAUACAGGCAAUCGACGGUGGGGGCCUUUCUGCAAGAUGUACAGUUUUGGUGGAGGUAUUGGACACCAAUGACAAUCCCCCUGAACUGAUCAUGUCAUCACUUUCGAACUAUGUGGCUGAGAACUCUCCUGAGACGGUACUGGCUGUUUUUAGGAUUAAAGACAGAGACUCUGGAGAAAAUGGAAAGAUGAUUUGCUUCAUUCAAGACAAUCUGCCUUUUCUUCUGAAACCCUCCCUGGAUAAUUUUUAUAUCCUAAUGACAGAAGGAGCGCUGGACAGAGAAAGCCAAGCAGAGUACAAUAUCACCAUCACUGUCACUGACUUGGGAACCCCCAGACUGAAGACUGAAGGAACUGAAGCGAUUCAGCAGGAAGCCUUUGGGAAAGGAGUUAUGGAGACCGGAGGGGCAGACACUCUGCGGAUAAGGCAAGUCCUGCUUCUCUUUGUUUUGCUGGGAAUGUCUCAGACGGGCUCCGAGUCUGGGCGCUAUUCGGUGGCAGAGGAAAUGCAGAGUGGGAGCCUUGUAGGCAAUUUGGCAAAAGACCUGGGACUGGAAGUGGGUGAGCUGUUAUCGAGGGGGGCUCAGGUGGUCUCUAACGAUAACAAACAGCGUUUGCAGCUGGACAUAAAUACAGGGGAUAUGCUCUUAAGCGAAGCGCUGGACCGAGAGGAGCUCUGUGGCUCCACGGAGCCCUGUUUGCUGCAUUUCCAGAUAUUAAUGAAAAACCCCAUGCAGUUUUUACAGAUUGAGCUCCAGGUCAGGGAUAUAAAUGACCAUUCUCCCAUCUUCUUAGAAAAAGAAAUGCUCCUAGAAAUCCCAGAGAAUAGUCCUGUCGGUGCUGUGUUCUUACUAGAAAGUGCGAAGGAUUUAGAUGUAGGAAUCAAUGCUCUAAAAAGCUACACGAUAAGCCCCAACUCUCAUUUCCACAUUAAAAUGAGAGUCAAUCCCGAUAAUAGGAAAUACCCAGAGUUAGUUCUGGACAAGGCGCUCGAUUAUGAAGAGCAGUCUGAACUCAGUUUCAUCCUCACCGCUCUGGAUGGUGGGUCUCCGCCCAGGUCCGGGACUGCCAUGGUUCGGGUGGUGGUAGUGGACAUUAAUGACAACUCCCCAGAGUUUGAGCAGCCAUUUUAUGAGGUGAAGAUUCCAGAGGAUAGCGUACUAGGAAAGCUGGUUGUCACCGUUUCAGCUUGGGAUUUAGACUCGGGAAAAAAUGGGGAAAUAUCAUACGCUUUUUCCCAUGCCUCAGAAGGCAUUCGAAAGACAUUUGAAAUUAAUCAAAAAUCUGGAGAAGUUAGUUUAACUGCACCCUUGGAUUUUGAAACAACUGAAUCAUACUCAAUAAUCAUUCAAGCCACAGAUGGGGGAGGCCUUUUUGGAAAAUCAACACUCAAAAUUCAGGUGGUUGAUGUGAAUGACAAUGCUCCUGAAGUGACCGUGUCAUCAAUUACCAGUCCAAUCCCAGAAAAUUCUCCGAAGACUGUGGUUAUGGUUUUUAGUAUUCGAGACAGAGACUCUGGGGACAACGGCAGGAUGAUUUGUUCUUUGUCAGAGGACCUCCCGUUCAUGCUAAAAUCUUCACUUGAGAAUUAUUACACGCUGGAAACGGACAGAACGCUGGACAGAGAGAUCACGGACAACCCGGGCCACCUGGUGGACGUCAGCGGCACCGGGACCCUGUCCCACAGCUACCAGUACCAGGUGCGUCUGACCGGAGACUCCGGGAGUAAUGAGUUCAAAUUCUUAAAGCCAGUUUUCCCCAACCUUCCGCCCCAAUGCCCUGGGAAAGAAAUAGAGGGAAAUCCUACCUUCUACAAUAGCUUGGGGUUCAAUAUUCAGUGACUGUAACUUUUAUAUUCCAUAUGUAUGUUGUUUUUGCCAUUUCCAUACCAACGUUAUUUCCCCCAAUUUGUGUGUAUUUGAAGUUAUACUGAUGUUAUUUUUGUUUUCACAUGUUCUACCCGCCUUUACUUUUAAGUGAAUGUCUUUAUUUGUGGUUGCAAUGGAAUAGUAACUUAUUCUCUAACCUAGAAGAUCUUCAUCUGUAAUUAAGUUGCCUUCUUAAAUAACAACACUAAAUCACUUUUUGUUCAUGGCCCUCUCUCCAGUUGAACUUACACUCACAAUUAUGCUUAUGAUAAAAUAAAGCAGACCACUUUAAAAGUA